Saccoglossus kowalevskii is the source of this 6450-nucleotide messenger RNA. RefSeq names its product C-type mannose receptor 2-like. Gene Ontology annotation, molecular function: chitin binding. The record is from RefSeq and is a predicted model, not a curated record. Lineage: Eukaryota; Metazoa; Hemichordata; Enteropneusta; Harrimaniidae.
AUGGGGUCGCGUUUGACAGCAACAGUAAAUUACGACUGGAGCAUCAGCAGUGAUGCUGUCCAGGAGCUUGAUGCUCUGAGAUCUACAUUUCAGUGGAUAAGUUGGGAUGGGAAAAAAGCUCUCAAAAUUAUUGAACGAGGUAUGUGCGAAGUGACCGGAUUUGAAAUGAUUCUUAGCGUAUCACAGUUCUUACUGUUCGUAUUUCUUUUCUGCUUCAUUGGUACAGGUUACUGUCAAAGAUGUCCAUCAGGAUGGUACACUCACAUGCAAAAAUGUUUCAAAGUGAUCUCAGACGAAGAUCCACGUAAUGCCUAUCAAGCUAGGGCAAGGUGUGCGGAGUUAGGUGGUACGUUAGUUGUCAUUGAAACAGCUGAAAUGAAUGAUUAUGUAGCAUCCAUACUGGAAGAAGAAGCAUCCCUGUACUGGAUAGGUUUGCAUGACAUUGGUGAGGAGGAAAACUUCUUAUGGGUUGAUAACACACCACUGAAGGAUUAUGAAUCGUGCUGGGAUACUAAUGAACCGAGUAACAGUCAGGAUUCAGAGGACUGCGUGCAAAUAAGACUGAGUAGCGGCAAAUGGAAUGAUGAUUCCUGUUAUGACAACGCGGAUGGGAUUGUAUGUCAAACAGCGAUGAAUGAGCCGAAUGGGUGGGACUCCGUGAAUGGUAAAUGUUUGAAGUACUAUGCAAAUACAAAAACGUGGGACGCUGCUAGGUCAUUCUGUGUGGACGUGAACGCGGAUCUCAUUGUUGUGCAAAACUCGAUUACACAGGAAUAUGUUUACGAGAAAUCACGGAAUGGUGAUGUUUGGAUUGGAUUAACCGAUAAGCUCGGUGCGAAUGGCGAGUAUAAAUGGAUUGAUAAUCGUGAUCUAGGGAAUUUCAAUAACUGGUCUCCUGGUCAACCAGAUAGCAGAAAUAGUGCCGGUAACUGUGUGGAGGUUAGAUUCGACACUAACGGUGAAUGGUUUACACAAGACUGUUCCGUGUCAACAAAUGCAUUCAUCUGUCAAAAGAAUGAAGAUGUCGUGAACGACGGUGAUUUCGCCUGGGCUGAUGGAACAACAUCCGUUUCAUUCAGAAACUGGGACAUUGGUCAGCCUGUAGACACAGUGGGUCAACCGGACUGUGGUUAUGUAUACAUCGGGCAUUAUGAUGGUCCUAAAACGUGGCGGUCAGACGGAAGAUGUGGACCGAAUUACCCGUUAGAGGACGGUACACCAGCGGAAUGUAAUCCAGACAGUGGGUUCCCAUGCUGCUCUACGUACGGUUGGUGUGGAUCUACUUUCGAUCACUGUGAAUGCCAAGACUGUGUUGAUUAUACUGAAGUAUACCAUAUGGGUGAAUGGGACACACAGAACUGUUUUCUUCUCCAGCAAUUCAUCUGUGAGAUACCGACAGGAAUUGGUAGUUGUGAUGCCGGAUGGACCCUUCAUGGUGAUUAUUGUUAUCUAUUUGACACUACUAUUAAGACCGUUCACGGGGCACAGGAUUCGUGUGGCUCACACAACGCUAUGUUAGCUAGCAUAGAGGACGAAGACGAGCAGAGUUUUAUUAACGGACGAGUCUUUAAUAUUGGCAUUAGAUUUUGGAUUGGUUUGCAUGACAUAGAUGACGAAAACCAGUUUGAAUGGUUCGAUGGAACACCGUUUGUGUUUACUAACUGGGGGCCGGGUGAACCAAACAAUGCUGGAGAGGAAGGAGAAGAUUGCGUGCAUCUCAUAGACCAAGAAGAUAAAUUGGGAGAAUGGAAUGAUCAAGUCUGUACCGAUUUAAUGGGAUAUAUCUGUAAGAAACGAAAGUCCAUAUAUAAUCCCAGCUGUGGGCGUGGAUACGAAUACUACCCCGCCCUCUCUACCUGUUAUAAGUUCGUUACUGAUGAAUACCUAUCCUGGGACGAUGCUGAGACACAGUGUCAUGUUGGUGGCGGUCAUCUACUUAGUAUAUCGGGCUUCCAAGAGCAAACUCAUAUCACAGCUCGUAUGUAUGGCUUGAAUGCCCCUGUGUUGUGGAUUGGUGCCAAUGAUAGGACGGUAGAAGGAGGCUGGAGUUGGUCAGAUGGCACUGCAUUCGCAUACCUGAAUUGGCACGUGGGUGAACCGAAUGAUGCAAAUGUAGGCGAAGACUGCACGGAAAUAAUCGUAACUAGCGGACUGUGGAACGACCAUCAUUGUUACGAUAAUAAUAUUGGAUACAUAUGUAAAAAUAAAGGGGUAAUUGUAGAUCAUUUCUAUGUUUACCAUGACAACGCAUUGGACUCAGCCCUUAGCAGUCUACACAUUGAGAAUGUCUACCCAGAAGAAUGUGCUAAGCGAUGCUUGGAAGAAAAACAGUUUACAUGCAUGUCAUUUAACUAUGACAAAGUUAACAUUGCUUGUGAGUUAAGUUCUGAGAAUCAGAAUACCGGUGGUGGGCUGAUAACAUAUCUCAAUCAUCCAAUCGACUACUAUGAAGUUGUUUCUAGACCAGAUACAGGGCAAUUGACGACGCUCGCUCCACAUUCACGCUGUCAAGCUGGUUGGUGGAGCUACAGAAGUUACUGUUAUUAUCUGCAAACUGUCAGAAUGCCCUGGAUAGAUGCACUGGAAUCGUGUCGGAAGUUUGGUGGUGAUCUCGUUUCUAUCGCUGAUGAGAGUGAAAAUAACUUUGUCACAACUUUCAUCCAUUCUAUGUGCGAAGAAUGGCAUUUCGACUCAACGAGCACAUCCUACGAUUACCAAUUUAUCGAAGCGUCGCCUGGCGUCACUCGUACGGAUUUCGAAGUGAAAGCCAAUAACGACGUCCAUAUAGCCCUAUCCGAAGAAGAACGAGUGAUCGACCCGAUGUACGAAAUUGUCCUUGGUGCUUCGGGAAACACACGUUCAGUAAUACGUCGAGGUUCGCUAAGCAACGAGAAAAAAUCUGUCCAAACACCUGGUAUAGUUUCAAUGAAUGAGUGGAGAUCCUUUUGGAUUAGUUGGAGCAAUGGUGAAAUUAAAGUCGGGCGUGAAGGUGAAGCCCCGUUCAUUCAGUGGAAGGACCCUGAUCCACUUCCUGUUAAUUUUGUUGGUUAUAGUACCGGUUGGGGUAGUGAAGGGGAGUUCAGACUUUGCGUGGAACAUACCAAUCGAGAAAGUGACGACAAAGUUUGGACGGGACUUACUGAUCUGAGACAGCAAAUGUCCUUCCAAUGGUCGGAUAUGAGUGACGUCACCUACACCAAAUGGGCAAAUGGAGAACCGAACAACUAUGACGGUGGCAAUGAAGAUUGUGGAAAUAUUUUCACUCAUAACGACAAAAGAGGAUAUUGGAACGACGGUGAUUGCUCCAAAUAUUUUAUGUCAGUGUGCAAGAAACCGAAAGAAGUAUUACCGCCAACAACUGUGGGUUUAACAAACUGUGACGCCGGAUGGAUCGGAUCGGGUUAUUCGUGUUAUCGAUUUGAAUCCACGCCAACAAAGACAUGGUCCAAUGCACAGACACAGUGCCAAGCAUGGGGUGGUAAUUUAGCCACGGUGAAUGACAAUUUGGAACAAGCUUUUCUAGCCAGUAUAUUAAGUACCCUUAUUCGAAACGAACGUUAUUGGAUUGGACUGAACGAUCUGUCAUCAGUGGGUGAAUAUGACUGGGUUGAUGGAGAAAAAGUGACGUAUACGAACUGGGGAGAUAACCAACCAGAUACACGUACCGGUGAUUGUGUUGCCAUGGCAGUAGACAAUGUUCCUGGUUUGUGGUAUGGUCAUCAAUGUAGCGAAUCUAAAUACUACAUAUGUGAAAAGUGGUUGCCUGGUUACACGCCGCCCCCACCAUAUACUGGCCCACCUACCAACCCAUCGGAUAUUGGAUGUUCAACUGGUUGGGUUGGAUUUGAAGACAAUUGUUUUUUGCCUGUCUAUAGAACUGGUUCUUAUAACAGAAAGACAUGGAGUGCCGCACGUGCAAGUUGUGUCACUAUGGGAGCUGAUUUGGCGAGUUUUCACAGCGCAGAGGAAGAGAAUUACGUCAUUUUGAACUCUCAAAUCGAGAAUACAUGGGACGGCUUUUGGAUUGGGCUAAACGACCGUAUGGACGAAACUGGUUUUGAGUGGAGUGACGGGUCCCCUCUAGAGCAUAUCAACUGGAACGAAGGCGAACCGAAUGACGUUAACAAUGAAGACUGUGUUGAAAUGUUCUUUUCCACUGAGCGUGGCUGGAAUGAUUUACACUGUGACCAAAAGAAAAGCUGGGUAUGCAAAAUACGAAAAGGUGUGUCUCCGUCAACUACAUCGUCACCAGCUAUAGCUACCACAGAGCCAAGUGCAGGUAAUUGUGAUAAUGAAGAAUGGAUCCGGCAUCGCACCGCUUGUUAUUUCUUUAGCAAAACUUCUUCUGUAGCCGACAAAAGCUGGGAAGAUGCCCGUCAGUAUUGUAGACAACAAGCUGCAGAACUGAUUUCGAUUCAUUCGGUUUCCACGCAAACAUUUGUCCAUAACCAGAUUGCAGGAAAGUAUAAUGUUUGGAUUGGACUACGCGAGUAUGUAGCUUCAUCAACAUACAGCUGGUCGGACAGUUCACCGCUGGAUUAUAUUAAUUGGGCUCAUGGAGAACCAAAUGACAGUGAUGGACAAGAAAAAUGUGUCGAGUGCCGAGAAUACGAUUCGUCAUGGAAUGAUAUGAACUGUGGUGAUAGGAUGCCAUUUGUUUGCAAAAAGUCGAUCGGAGCUAUCACUCCGCCCUCAAUAGUUUCCACACCAGCCCCAUCAGGUUACUGCCCAGAGGGAUUUCUAGAGCAUACAGAGAAAUGUUAUCAGUUCAAUGGUGGCGAUGAAUCGUAUGUCGUUGACUGGUAUACAGCCAGGGACCGUUGCAGGAGUGCUGGUGGCGACCUUGCUACAAUUCAUAGCCAGGCUUUGCAAGCUUAUCUCACAAGCAACCUUCGUGAUAUAGAAUAUUCUAUGUGGAUCGGCCUCAGUGAUACUAUACAAGAAGGUAAAUACAGAUGGACUGAUGGAUCCAGUGUGGAUUACUAUAACUGGAGAGCAGGUGAACCCAACGGAGAAAAUCAGGAAAACUGCGUAGAGAUGCAUUUUCAGGGCUAUGGUGGACUUUGGAAUGACGGCAGUUGCGAUAGUACUGCAGGCUACAUAUGUCAAGGAAAGAAAGAUUACAGUAACCCUGUUCCGGUACCUACAAUAAACCCCUGUAAGCCUGGCUAUGUAUCAUAUUAUAAAGGAUGUUACAAAGUGAUACAGUCACAGUAUACAUAUGAUGUUGCCAGGAAUCUCUGCUUGAACGAUGACGCCGAUCUUAUCAGUAUUGAAGAUAUAUACGAACACUCGUAUGUGGAGAUGUAUUCCCUCCUCUAUAACCAACCAUUAUGGAUAGGACUAAACGACCAAUCAACCGAAGGUGUAUACAGAUGGACUGAUGGAACGCCAGUUGUAUACACAAGAUGGGGAGAUGGUGAACCAAGCAAAGAUUCUGGGGAAGGAUGCGUACGAAUGGAAUUAUCUGGAUCAUGGAAUGACACACUGUGUUCGUCUACAGGGAUCGCAAUGUGUAAAUAUUGGACAGGAACCCAGCCUACUACGCCCAAACCUAGCCACGGUUCUUGUCCAACAGGGAGUACGUGGAUUGAAUAUGCAAAUCACUGUUACAGUUUUGCCGGUGUGCAAGAGAGGAAGAGCUGGCCUGAAGCUUCGUACGAGUGCCAACGUAUCGAUGGUUACCUUGUCACCAUUCACAGUGAAGCAGAAAACCAAUAUAUACAGAGUCGUAUAAACGAGAAUAACAACAACAUUUGGAUCGGUUUAACGAGAACCCAAUUAGGUGGUUUUGAAUGGGUUGACAAGAGCCCUUUGGCAUAUGAUCACUGGGGUGAUGGUGAGCCAAAUUUUAUCAAUUCAGAAGAAAACUGCGGUGAAAUGAGAUCAAACUCUGGAAAUUGGAAUGACGUAGAUUGUUAUCUUAGUUAUGGUUUGGGAUUUGUAUGCAAACGACAUAAAGAUGCAGAUGGCCCCACGCAGCCUCCACAUCCGGGAUACACAACAAUCCCAGGAUCAGUUGAAAACCCUCAGAAACUUGAAAGUACCGGCGAUCUAAGCUCUGGGGCUAUUAUUGGAAUUAUAUUGGUUGUCCUCUUGGUCGUUGUCGGAGUGGUUGCGAUUACCUUUCUUUUCUAUUCCGGUCGCUUUCCGUUGAAGUCGUCAAUGCCAGGAUUAUCGCAUUCUAAAAAGAAUGAGGAGAUGGCAACCGGGUUUGAAAAUGUUACUUAUAGCGAGACUAUCCCCGAUAAGACCAACGACAAUGUGAAACUAUCAAUGGAGGAUACGAUAUUGGCUGCAGCAGACGAAAUGGAUAUUAUGCAGUGGUUGCGGUCGAUAGGACCGGGCCAACUUGAUGAAAUUCUUGGACCAGCACCAGAAAAUGAAGUACCAGACGGAGUGAACGGUUUUAUAAAAGCACGCCAGAAGCAAAGUACCGGUCACUGGUAG